This is a messenger RNA of Triticum aestivum (bread wheat), 839 nucleotides long. RefSeq lists its product as uncharacterized. The record is from RefSeq and is a predicted model, not a curated record. Lineage: Eukaryota; Viridiplantae; Streptophyta; Magnoliopsida; Poales; Poaceae. The transcript is spliced from 2 exons. The coding region runs from base 15 to 335 and encodes 106 amino acids.
CGGGCCCCUUUUUGAUGGACGGGGCCGCCCACAUCGCCAGCGACUCCCCGGAGGACGAAAGGGCCUCCUCCUCCGCGUCCUCUACCGGCUCGGCCUCCUGGCGCUCCCGGCCGCACAAGUGGAUUCACCUGCGGCAGCGCCGGCGACCGUUGUCCGCUCGGAGAGGAGAGGGCGGCGAAGCCAAUGGCAAGGGCGACGGUGACGACGUGCAGGACCUCGCGCUGCCGCUGGGGAGAUGUCCUUCACGGCGGUUCUCGCCCAGUACAUGCCUUUGGAAAACCAUGGCCAGUGUUGUUUCCACCGGACCGGGUCCUCUCUCCGCUGUUCUGAUCUAAUGUCGACUGCGUGCCGUUGGCUUCCCAUGCACAAGGUCCUACCGGCGGCAUUGGGCACCACGUGGGAAGCGGAAGGAGGAGCCGCAACUCUCCAUGCAAGCUCGGGUCAAUGUCAUCGCAAGUUCCGUGCUCGGCAUUGCUGUUCAAUCUUGCCUCAGCUGAUUUCGCCCGCCGUCCGCCCGAUGCUCCACACUUUGCCGUAACUCAAUCUGCCGGUUCUCCGCUUGAGGUACGUACUGAAGCUAACCUUGCAAGAGGCAGGCAUGGGAGGCAUGAUUGUUGCUGAAGCGGAACUCAUAAAUGUCUCACGUCAUGUGGUUCUGUGCUAUUCUUAAUCUUCUUCUCUGAAGUGUGUAGUUUCAGUUUCACAUCAAAUGUGUUGCGCUUGCAGUGCGUACCAAUGUACAGUUUAUCGAUGUGUAUAUAUGCGGAGUCGAUGGAAAACAUUGAAGCCAGUAGUUGUAUACCUAUUUCAAAAAUCAGCAAGUGGUUAGUAACAUUCUA